AUGCAUACGAUGUUAAUGCGCUUUAUUUUCAUAUGUUACAACGCCUCACUCGCCCUCCUGCAUCUCAGCCCAGUGCGUCAUGUCCCGGCGACAGAUCGAGUCCAUGAGACAGAGCUCGAAGGUCCUGACGGAGGAGAAAAUAUCUACCGCGUCGUCGCCGCCUCCCGGGUCUCGCAUGCUCCUGAGCAGGCUCCGCAGGGGGAUCAGGUCCUCCAGCUGCCACCAGUCCUCCCCAAGAUCAUCCUCCUGCUCCGCCACGAAGUUGGGGUCCUGGUCGCAGCGGUCGGUGGACGCGGUGAGUAG
This is a messenger RNA of Clonostachys rhizophaga, 303 nucleotides long. Lineage: Eukaryota; Fungi; Ascomycota; Sordariomycetes; Hypocreales; Bionectriaceae. The record is from the annotation of a GenBank genome assembly.